Penicillium verrucosum is the source of this 1077-nucleotide messenger RNA. Its product is annotated as putative glycosyl hydrolase. Bases 1 to 1077 code for a protein of 358 amino acids. Gene Ontology annotation, molecular function: hydrolase activity, hydrolyzing O-glycosyl compounds. NCBI's taxonomy places the organism in Eukaryota, Fungi, Ascomycota, Eurotiomycetes, Eurotiales, Aspergillaceae. The transcript has a single exon. Gene Ontology annotation, biological process: peptidoglycan turnover; carbohydrate metabolic process. The record is from RefSeq and is a predicted model, not a curated record.
AUGAAAUUCUCCCCACAAUUUCUUCUCCCAUUCUUCCUCGCUCUUGCGCCUUCAACUUCAGCUGCUUCCCCAAGCGAUCUUCAGGCGCAAAUUGGUCACCAUGUCAUCUUCUCUUAUCCCGGCCUUGAGCCACCAGCCCAUCUCCUCGACCUGAUCAAGGAAGGCAAAGUCGGCGGUAUCAUUCUGUUCGGCGAAAAUGCCGGUGAUAACCUCACAACCACAAUCGAUAACUUCCAAGAGACUUAUAAGCAAAGUCCGUACUAUUCAGGCAGUCCUCUGUUCAUCAUGACAGACCAAGAAGGCGGAAAAGUGCGUCGAUUGGCCGGCGGACCAGUAGAGAGCGCUAAGCAAGUCGGCCAGGCCGCCGAUCCGGAAGCAGCAGCGACACAAAUGGGCAAAGAUGCCGCAAGCACCCUAAAGGAAUUCAAAAACAACUUCAAUCUGGCACCUAUGUUGGAUGUUUAUCGCGAACCCGGAGACUUCGCCGAUGCCUCCCAGCGCUCUUUCAGCAACUCAUCCCGCGUCGUCGGAACAUGCGGGUCUGCAUUCAUCAGCGCGCAACAAUCAGCCGGUAUCGUCGCAUCUGCCAAGCACUUCCCUGGCCUUGGUGCAGCAGGCGCAGGCGAGAAUACGGAUCUACAACCCGUCACUAUUGACUUGACUCUCGAAGAGCUGCGCAAGGUGGAUAUGGCACCGUAUACCAAGGCCAUUGCGGCAGGUGUGGACGUGGUCAUGACUUCGUGGGCUAUCUAUCCCGCUUUGGACCCGACCUAUCCCUCUGGUCUGAGCAAGACUAUUAUCCAAAAUGAGUUGCGGGAUAGACUUGGCUUCAAAGGUGUCACUAUUACCGAUGCGAUUGAGGCGGGAGCGUUAGAGGCGUUUGGCGAUCAGGCUGCUCGUGGUUUGUUGGCUGCGCAGGCUGGUGUUGAUAUCUUGCUUGCAGCUAAGAAGGAUGUCACGCAGGGGGAAGAUAUAUUUAAUUCUCUACUUGCUGCGUUGGGAGAUGGGUCGUUGGACCCGGUGUCAUUUGCUGCUGCGACCCAGAGAAUUUUGGAAGUUCGGAAGAAGCUUGCUUAA